This is a messenger RNA of Aspergillus candidus, 1651 nucleotides long. Its product is annotated as RNA methyltransferase. The record is from RefSeq and is a predicted model, not a curated record. Gene Ontology annotation, molecular function: RNA methyltransferase activity; RNA binding. Gene Ontology annotation, biological process: rRNA methylation. NCBI's taxonomy places the organism in Eukaryota, Fungi, Ascomycota, Eurotiomycetes, Eurotiales, Aspergillaceae. Gene Ontology annotation, cellular component: mitochondrion. The transcript has a single exon. Bases 452 to 1591 code for a protein of 379 amino acids.
UGAAGAACGCUCUUCAUACCGUCGAGAUGAUUAUGGCCCAAAGAAGUUCGAACGCAGGAGGGAAGAUACUGAAGAACGCUCUUCGUACCGUCGAAAUGAUUUCGGCCCAAAGAAGUUCGAACGCAGAAAGGAAGAUACACCAUGGGCCAGGAAUUCCGAUGAAGGACGCGCUCCGCACCGUCGGGGAGAAUACAACCCAAAGAAGUUCGAACGCAGGAGGGAGGAUACUGAAGAACGCUCUUCGUACCGUCGAAACGACUUCGGCCCAAAGAAGUUCGAACGCAGAAGGGAAGAUACACCAUGGGCUAAAAAUUCCGAUGAAGAACGCGCUCCGCACCGUCGACGAGAUUCCAACCCAAAGAAAUUCGAACGCAGAAAGGAAGAUACAUCCUGGGCCGGGAAUCUCGAUGAAGACGAAUUCAUCAGGACUGGAAACUUUCGUGCCUUGCCGAUGGAACAUCAGCGAUUCAAGCAUGGCCACAAAAUCGAGAAACCUCGUGAAGAGCCACAGCAGUCGCGCGAAAAAGUGAUACCCUCGAGUAGACGCGGCACCGACAGGCCGAAAGAAAACGUCAAAGUUCCCGAUUCCAUUCCCUAUACGACCCCCGCUUCGGAAUUCAUCUAUGGUACCAACGCUGUCGAGGCUGCGCUGCGCUGCAGCCGGCGACAGCUGUACACGUUAUAUCUGUACCAGGCUUUUGGAGAGGAGCUCAGCCCCGCGAAAUCGACCAUCCGGAAAGUCGCUUACAUGAAGAAUCUCAAGGUCAAAAUGGCUUAUGGGGAGUGGGAUAAGUUGCUGGACAAAAUGAGCGCAGGUCGACCCCACAAUGGCUGUAUCCUCGAAGCAUCCCCAUUGCCUCAGCUCCCCGUGCGGAGUCUCCGCGCUGUCCCUUCCAAGGACGAAGAUCACUUCAGCGUGGACUUGGGACAACAGUCACGGGAAGAAGCGCAGGUAAACGGAAUGGACAACCACGUUAAAAUCAACCACCCCCCCAUGCAAGAUCGCCGGAGGUUCCCAGUCGUCCUUCUACUUGACGGAGUGGUCGACACGGGCAACUACGGCGCCAUAAUCCGCUCCGCAUACUUCCUCGGGAUCGACGCCAUUGUGCUCGCUGGCCGAAACUCGGCGCCCUUAUCCCCCGUAACAAUCAAGGCUUCCGCCGGCGCCGCGGAGAACAUGACCCUCCUCCAGGUCCACAACGAGGUAGAUUUCAUCCAAAAGUCGAAACUCAAUGGAUGGCGAUUCUACGCUGCGGAUGUCCCCGGCCCAGGGUCUACUUUCAUCGACCCUAUGUCAAACGGCGGCACUGGUCCCGACGGCCAGGGGGAAAACCCCCUCACUCAAGCCCCGAGCGUUAUCAUGAUGGGAAGUGAGGCCUCUGGACUUACUCACCACAUCAAAUCGCACGCGGACUCGGUGGUGAGCAUCCCCGGGUCUAGGUUUUCGACGCAUCUGGGAGUCGGCUCGGAUCCUGCCCGUGUCGAUAGUCUCAACGUCAGUGUCGCUGCUGCGCUGCUGAUGGAGAUGUUUCUGCGCGUUCCGCUUGCGGUUUCGGGGGCGCCUGAGAAGCGUACGUCUAAGAAGGCGUAGGCGGGUGUGUUGAUUAGCCGAUCUAAUACAUAUACAAACCACUUGUACAUUAGCAUUGGG